Messenger RNA from Rangifer tarandus platyrhynchus (Svalbard reindeer), 510 nucleotides. The record is from the annotation of a GenBank genome assembly. Lineage: Eukaryota; Metazoa; Chordata; Mammalia; Artiodactyla; Cervidae.
AUGUUUCCCCAGAAAGUCUACUCCAGCCUGGGGAAACGUCCCCGCAGCCCUCAGAGCCGGCCCUGCACCUGCUGGCUGGUGCGUCACCUCCCUAGCUCCCACUCCUACUCUUGGGGCCCACCCUCACCAUCCCUCCGCCCAGCCCAGCAACCGGCACAGGGUGUGUCCCGACAGAGCGGGAUAGAACGGAAUCCAAGCCUCGGCCAAGGCAAGACACAGGAAAGGCUGGAUAAACUGAGGAAGGGCAGUUGGGCCCCAGCCAGCCCCACCGCUGGCCCCCAGCCUGGCAGGAGCGUGGAGAUGUGGGAAUUUGGAAGGGGAGGAGCCGCUUGCACAAGCCAAGCCGGGAUUGCAAAUGUUGAGGACCCACACCUGCAGACCACAAGCACUCUGUCCUGUCCAAGGCAACCUGGGCAAAACCGGUCCUCUCACUGUUGGGGGUGGGAGCGAGGGAGGGAACAGGGUAAGGGGGUACAGGAGGGCAGAGCGCCUCCUGCAGGCUCUCAGUGA